This is a messenger RNA of Hemicordylus capensis (graceful crag lizard), 6947 nucleotides long. Its product is annotated as CCN family member 1-like. Lineage: Eukaryota; Metazoa; Chordata; Lepidosauria; Squamata; Cordylidae. The transcript is spliced from 5 exons. The record is from RefSeq and is a predicted model, not a curated record. Bases 184 to 1290 code for a protein of 368 amino acids. Gene Ontology annotation, molecular function: protein binding. Gene Ontology annotation, biological process: signal transduction. Gene Ontology annotation, cellular component: extracellular region.
GGCGUGUGCUCGUAUACUGUGGAGUUGGUAGCGGCGAGGACUCGUGGGGAUAGUGAAGCAGCAACUCUUGAGAUCCGGCCUUCUCAUCCAAAUCCCCCCGAGAGUUUGUUCAGCUGGUCAUCUUUUGAUCUACGUUGGUCAUUUUUGUCCCUUGUUCUGGCCGCCUUUCCUCAUCAAACAGCAAUGCGGCUGGCUGCCCUGCCCAGCGUUGCUUUCCUGUUGUGUUUCUCUCUGGUGGCUUGCCGCUGUCCUUCCACAUGCCGGUGCCCUCCCGGCCCGCCUCGCUGCCCGCCCGGCGUCAGUCUGGUCCUGGACGACUGCAGCUGCUGCCAAGUGUGCGCUCGGCAGCUCAACGAGGACUGUGACAAGCUCUCGCCCUGCGAUCCCCACAAGGGCCUGGAGUGCAAUUUCGGGGCCGACCCCUUGGCUAGCCGGGGCAUCUGUUGGGCAAAGCAAGAAGGUCGGACUUGUGAAUACAAUGGCCGUAUCUAUCAGAAUGGGGAGAAUUUUCAGCCUAGCUGCAAACACCAAUGUACCUGCAUCGAUGGGGCUGUGGGUUGCCAGCCUCUCUGCCCCCUAGAGCUGCCCCUGGCCUCAUUGGGCUGCUCCAGCCCCCGGCUCCUUAAGGUACCUGGUCAGUGUUGCAAGAAGUUUAUGUGCAGCAAAGGACCCAAGAAGUAUGGAGGGGUCACCUUUGAGUACAACUCAAACGGCGAGGACAAUGGCAAUGAGCUCAUCUAUGUAGGCAAAGGUGGACACUGGAAAAACCUACCAGCAUGGAGGCCGUUCUUCCAGAGUCAUGUGACAAAACAGCAGCACAAAUGCUUGGCUCAGACCACAGACUGGUCACCGUGCUCCAAGAGCUGCGGCUUUGGCAUCUCCACACGAGUCACCAGCGACAACCCUCAGUGCAAACUGAUCAAAGAGACCCGGCUGUGUCAAAUCCGGCCCUGUGGGCAGCCUGAUUUUACCAAGCUCAAGAAGGGCAAGAAGUGCCUGAGGACACACAAGAUGCGGGAGCCAGUCAGGUUUAGCUAUGCUGGCUGCAAGAGCCCACGCCGUUACCAGCCCAGCUUCUGUGGGGCUUGCCAGGACGGGCGCUGCUGUGUGCCCUUGCGCACCCGCACACUGAGCGUCCCCUUCCAUUGCCCUGAUGGAAACUCCUUCUCCAAGAACAUCAUGAUGAUCCACACCUGCCAGUGUGGCCCAACUCAUUGCGCAGUGCUCAGUGAAGCUGCCAUGGGUCCCCGGUACCAGCUCAAUGGGGAUAUUCACAAGUUCCUGGAGUGAUGGAGCCUGCUGCCCCCUUUUCUGGUAGCUUGUGAGCUGAGCUGGCCUCUCUAACGACUUUGAGCACCCUUAUGGACUUGUGUCCCAGCGUUUGACCUAGAAAGUCAGGGCACCCUGGACUUGCCCUGCUACCGUGAGUGCAAAUGUGGCUAAAAUUUUUGAAGGCAACAUGGAUUUUGGAGGUAGAUAAACUCCUCAAUAUUUGGGGGAAUGCAUUGUGCUUGCUGGGAUCUCCAGCCGUCUGGGGGACUGGAUCUCAUGGCAUUGGGUUCAGUCUCUCCAUUCAACCCAACUUGGCUCAGGCUGGCACUGGGCCUGAGGCAACUAGUAGGAAAGGCAGCCCCAGAAGUCUUGGCUUUUUUCUUCCACACUUCUGGCCAUGGUGCUGGUGAAAGCAGCAGGAAGCGGGAGAACGGUAGGACUGCUGGAUAUUGGGGCUGCCAAACCCUAAGAGCUCUGAUGUCCUAAAGGCCCUACAGUUAGGAAGAGCAAAGCAGAAACGCAAGGCAGGUGAACCAUAGCUAAACUGGAAGCAGGGAUUAGGUCUGUCAUCGUUAUCUCAAAAAGAAAUAUAGCUCUGUCUAGAUUGGUAUCUGGACAGCCCCAUGAAUACUUAGGUAGAAUGAGAUCUGGUCGUGAGCUGAGACAAAUAAGUAUUUCAUUUUUGGAGGAAGAGAUUAAAAUGACCCCAGAAGGUUGAUGGGACCUGCUUUGCCUGAAGCACCUACUCUUUGCAGCUGUGCCUCUAUUGCUCUUGUCUCUUCCUCAGAGAGAGACCUUGCCUUCCCAGUCUGUCUCCCUUUAAAUUAGAGAGCUGCCUUGUCACCCACUCCUCCAGCUCACAGCACAUCCUAGUGGUGAGAUGAUUCCUGGAUUAUUCACACAAUUCCAAUAGAGGGAAGCAUACAUUAAAGACCUCACCCAGUGGCACUUGUUCCCCCCGCCCCACCAACUCCUGCCUCAGCAGUUCCACCUCCCACCCUGCUCAGAAUUGUCAAAUAAAUAAAAAAAAUGAGGGGAGUGGCGGAAAUGGGGGGGGGUGGAUGGAGAACAUGAGUACAUGCAUAUUGCAAGUUGCAGACACUAGUUUUUUCGGAAAGCUGAAGUGAGCAUGAAAGAGGGAUUUUUGCUCAGUGUGUACACUCAUUGCACUGCUUUUGCCUCUGGAAAACAGGUUUGAAAAGUUUUCUGUAUACAGUAUUUCAAAAACCUGUUUGUUCAGAGAUGACAGUGGGACUGAAGAAAUAAGUGUAUCCAUCAUACGUUGCUAAUUGCAGCAACAGAGAUUUGCAACAGGCAGUCUGUGUCUGGAGGAGAAAUCCUACUCCCCAGAAAACCUAUCCCACCACGACUGAGCCAAAGAGCACCCCUCACAACCAUGGUUAAUGCACUUUUUCUUUCAUCCUGUUCCCGAUAUGUUCCUGGAGAGAAGCAAAAGGGAUGCUCAGAGGAACAGGGUGUGAUGUUGGAAAGGAUUUGGAGCAGUUUGUAAUUCUUGUCCAGUUGGGGAAAUUAUAUUUAUGAGUGCAGCAAAGUAGCACUUGUUGCAAAGAAGGAGAUUUUAUUUUAUUGUGCCCGCCCCCAUAAAGGAAAGCUUCAACGCUAGUUUGGAGUGAUGGCUUUUUAGCUUCAUAAUGAAGCCCUCCUUGCUUUGCAUCAUUUAAGCAGAGCUUUGAUUCCACCCUCUCCUUCUUAGAUCUGUGUUGCUAGAGUGAAUAGUGAAAUGUUGGUCAUUUCUUUCGGUAUCUGUGUCUCAUCGUGCUUGACUGGAAGCUUUGGUGUGGUAAGAUCCAAGUCCCUGCCCUUCCAAAAGAGCUGACUUACACAAAGGAGUGGGCUUGAUAUAAUACUAGCUGAGGUGGAUGGUGGGGUGGGUAAAUGAUAAGAUCUUACAGACCUCUGUUACAGUUCUAUGAACCUGAAUCCUCAUGGAUAUAAUGUUAAAUCUGACCACAGUAUUAGCAGCAUUUUACGUAUUUCAAAUGUGGAAUAGAGAGUUACUGCUGGUUCUGCUGUUUUGGAACUGAAUCCAAGACUCAUUUCUCCAAAUCUAUAAGGGAAUAGGCUUUGCAAAACCAGCAGGAUCUGACCUUAGGUGGGAAGCUCUUGUUACUUCCAAUAUGUCCCUCUCCUUAUUCUUAGACCAAAGUUGCCCUCUCCAGGGGCAGAGCUGUAAUUGUGUGCACAGGUUCCAAGAACCCAUGUGCAGCUGCCGCUGGGGCCACUGCGCUCACCACCAUGGGCACCUGGCAGUGCCCCCCCCACUCCUUCUCUCCCUGCCACCCAUGUGGGGCUCCCCUUUUCUCCCCACUGCACAUGCAGCAGUGGUGGCAGCCCUGACCUAGCAGCCUGGGGUAGUAGGCUGCCCUGCCCCAAUGUUCAUUCCCGACAUGAGCAGGCAACACCCCUUUUCACGCCAUCAUGCAUGCGGAGGGAGGGCAGACUACUACCUCAGGCUGCUCCAUCAGGGCCGCCGCCACCACUCAUGCAGCGGGGAGAAAAGGGGUGCCCUGUACCCAGUGGGGAGAGAAGGGGCGCCACAGGUGGGCUCCACCAGCAGGUUGAGGGACGGGUGGCUCGAACACAGACUGUCUAUGCCCACCCUACAUCACUGGCCCUCUCUACAUUAAAAUUUUAAGGCUGCAAUCCUAAAUACACUUACUAGGGCUUUACUUGUGCGGUAGAGCUACAAUCCUAUGCACACUUCAGAGCAAGCCCCUACUUUACAUGUUAGUCAGUUUGGUGGAUUAGGGGAAUGCAUUGACUAUAAUAUAUCUCCUUCUGCAGUGCUUUCAAUAUUCUCAUAAGAGGGAUAGAAUGUAUUGCACUGUCAUGGGUAGUUAAAGAAGAUGUAGUGCUUAGUGGAUCUCUGUCAAAUAGUGGGUGUUAACACGCACUGUUGCUUUUCAACAUGUUCAUCAAGGUCUGCUGAAGCAGUGGAGUGUAUAUGUACCAAAUCUGGAAAAAAAUUAAGUGAUGACAUGCAAGAGAUUACAAGUACUGUGGCUCAAGAUCAUUUGCUAUAACUAUAAAUAAGAGCAGUGAUCUGAAAAUAAUAAAACAAAAUGCACCAAAAACAAAUGUUAUCUACUCAGAAUUUUAUAGAUAUAUAUGAUAUUAUAUAGAAAUACAUAAAACAUGGCCCACAUGAUGAGGAGAAUUACUCACAUUUAAAUUAAAAGUCAAUACCUAACUUGUCCUUUUAAUUUCAAAGGGAGCACUUUGAAUAAUUUUCCUCCUCAUGUAAGCCAGUGAAAAUUGCCAGGAUAUAGUAUCCCUGAGGAUCUGAAGGUUCUAGUAAUUAACCUCAAAUGGAAUAUGUUAGCAUUAAGUCACUGUUGCACUGGGCAGGGAACCAUUAAGGGUUGUAUUAACACAAAGAUGGUAAGAUACAGAACAUAAUUACAUUAUUCUACACUGAUUAAAUCUCAGUUCUUGACAAAUGCAAACAAAAGAGCACUUAGAUGAGAGCAAUAAAGUGAGUUAUGGCUUUAGAACUGCCCAAGAAAAGGGGCUUGGUGAGCUUAGAUUUUAGUGUGGGAGGGGGGGGAGACGACGUGAAUGUGGCACAUGAUAGUUGUUUACAAAUAACUAAACGGAGCACAUCAACUGUCUGCUACUAAUAAAAGGUCCAAAGUGCAGUUUGAUAAUUUAGAUGGGCUGUCAGGACAAGUUCCCUAACUGAAAAAGGAUAUUAGGGGAGAUGAGAAAUGCUUGUCUCCAGAUAUUUUAAAGAGGAGAGGAGAUCAGCAGCUCUUACUCCUGGAAGAGGACUAAAGAAUCUUGCUCAUGCAGAAAGUAGAGAAUCCUUGAGGCUCCAUAUAGGCAGAAGCUAGAAAUACAAAGAUCUUGUUCAUCUUCCUAUGGACAUGCUCAUAUGGGCAUGCUAUUUAAUUUUUCUUUGAAAGAAGAACUAUUCCUAUUGUCAGCUUCAAGACCUAGAAACAACACUUUUCUUGGGUCACAACCAAGAGAGAGAAUCUUAGCUGUGUGACUUUACUGCCAUCUAGAGGUUGGCCUAUGUGCAAAGGCUGAGGUUAGCUACCUGAAGAAUCAAGCAUGGAAGAAACAUCAUAGAGAGGGCUAGUCACAUGACCAGGCAGGGGGAAGGCUGCGCAAAUCCUACCUCCCCACCCCAACGAUCCGGACCAUGCUUCUAGGCGAGCAGCACUUUGCCGAGCAGUGCACAGCUGAGGAAGCCGGGACGACACGUCUCAGCCCCCAGGUAUCUCACUAUGCACCAAGCACAGUGCAGUGGGGGAUUCCCUCAGGAGAUGGGUGCUCUAGGUAGUCCGAGCUCACCCAGGAUCAGGGAGCUGGGGUUAAUGGUGCGCUGGCGCCUUUAACCCUGACUAGAAGCCGGGUUACAAAGCCAGGCUAGGCAGCACCGCCCUGCAGGGAUCAGGCCCAGUCCCGGUGGUUCUCACACGCAGCCCAACCCAGGUUGGGCUUAGCCUGGGUCAGGCUGGGUGUGAGAACAGCCUCCAUGUCUAGAGUUAGGGAUCAAGGCUGCUGCUUUUAGGUCUGCUGCUUCUACCCACAGAAGGGGUGGAGUAAUCUCAUCACGAUGACCACGUCUCAAGCACAUUCUCUAUGAUAAUCCCCCAAUUCUAGUCUUCUGGAAUUAUUUUAUUUGUCUCUUUCCUCCCUACAAAGUUCAUCAGAACUGUCACCAUUCUGUUUUAUGCAUUUUGUCAUCUUAACUGUUUUGUUUUUCUUUUGCUCUAUUCGGUAUAAAAAGAGGGUCUAAGAUAGGGCAAGAAGCAACAGCUGGAGCCUACUUGGGUACAAUAGCCAUUUGAAAACGGAGCCCAAAGCAAACACAGACAAAACACUAGAAGGGUAGAUAACCUCUCCAGUUUCUGAUGACAGAGUUCAUUCACAGCUUCCAGAUCAAACCUAGAAAUCUUUCUGUCAUAUGCAUUUUAGCAAAUACAAGUGAGUGCACUUAAGUCUGCAACAAUUGAUCACUUUACUAGAUUGCACUAUAUCAUCCUGGUGGCCUUUCCCAGCUUGAAAACACAUGGAACUUUUUGUUUUGUUUUUGUUUGGGGCAGUUGCAAAUUAUGCCAAGUGCUGAAUAUGGUACUUGGAUUUCUGAAUGUAAUUUUUAUACAAAGGAAGAAAUCUUCCUUCCUUCCUUCCUCAGUGAUCCACACUGAGUCCCUAGAAAUGUGCCCUUCUGAAAUAUGAUCAGCUCUAACUAUGGGGAACUCCUGUUGGGGAGAAGCAGAUGCAUGGAGUGAGUCCAGUGCUCUCUUUCUCUGCAAACAAUCUGUGCUGUGGGACUGAAGCAGCACUGACCGCGUCUGGGGUAUAAGUGUGUGUGUGUAUCUUUAAGUAUAGCAGCACAUGUGCAACUUUUAGAAACUCCUGGACAUCUCAGAGACAGGCCUGAGUGCCCAGUUAAAUAUAAGAGGACAAGACCUCCAUGUGGCUUGUGAAGAACUAACCAGGCACAACACUUAUUUGUGAUAACUCUCGAGUAUUCUAUUAUUGUUGACAUUAUUGUAAUAUAAGCACGUUACAGCAGUUUUCACUGUACACAAUACUUUACAAUGCUCUCGUUCUCCAUUCUUCUCCCAAUGUAUCAAAGCUUUUGUGGGCUUUAUUUUUUAAGAGAUCUAUGUAUUAAAAUGAAAGUUCAGUUUGUUUUA